CUAGAGCGUGAAGCUCUUCGGCAAGGUUGUUGCGGGAUCCUGAAACUAAUGAACCUGAUAGGGAAAAAACCAGAUUUUGUUACUUAAAAAAUAACAAAAUGGAAAAAACAGUUUCUAUAAAAACAGUCUUAUCAGAUUCAUUGGAAAAAACACGUCCAAAUUUCAAAACGUUUUUAUUAACAGAUGCAAAUGCAGGCGGUAAUGCCAUGGCUCAGAUUGAAGAGAAGAGAAAGAUCCGGCAGAUGAAAUUUCCAGAUCUUAGAGGACGUCAUGAUUGUGAAUCAUUCCAGAAAAGCUUAGAUGAUCCAAGCUUUAAGGUGUGGAAUGAUGAAGGUGAUCACUCAGCCUAUGCUCCCCAUCGCUGCUUUGACAAUAUUAUUGAUCCAGUUUCUGGCUUUGUUAGCGUUGGUGGGGAUGUUGAUCGUCACACUGGACAUGAACGUAUCCGCUCAAUGGUCCAGCUCAACAGAACACCUCAGUCUGCUGAUCCCAAAGAGAAAAAUUCAAUCCGAGUAAAUGAUCCUGCAGCGCCUCCAGAACUGAGACGAGAAAACACCUGGGCACCUGGAGAGCCAACAAAGUGGAACAGCCGAAAAGUGUCUGAUGGUUGGAUUCGGUCCCAACUUGGAGGCUGGACAAGUGAGUAUGACCCUCGCAAGCCAGCACCAGAACUUAUCAGAGCUAAGUCAAUGUACAUACCCAAGCCUCCAUCAGAAGAGAGCAAAUAUUCCCGUGACCACCUGGCUUUGAGGUAUUUGUACAGUUCUUCUACCCAACGGGGCUAUGAAGAAGUACCUUGGGAUACAAUGCUCCCACCUAAGAUGUGGGCUCCAGUUACCACACUGGAGAAUAAGCCAGACCAAAUUUCCCAGUGCUUCUCACAAAGAAGAUAUGAGCCAGCUGCUCAAGAGUGGCAAGCAUUAGGCAGGUCAUUUGACUGGUUUCAACAGAGACGAGGGUACUAUAAAUCUGCUCCCAUUACUUUCUGUAGUCCAUGCCCUAGAGCCCAUCAGAUUCCAUUAUAUGGUGGAUGCAUAGGAGCUGAGAACUUGGAAGAAAUGGACAAUGUUCAAGAAUCCUUUCAUCCUUUUACAAUCAAACGAGUUAUCAUUCCAUGUCCCUCAGAAACAUCUCACCGACCCAACAUCCCUGGUUAUAAGGGAUGCACUCUCUGGCAAGGAUAUUAUGCACCAGCUCAUUCUCAAGUGUCAGAGUACACCAUACAGCCAACUACUCUUGCAGUUCAUAGACCUAUGCCUCUAUCAGGGCCUCCCAAUCUAGUUAAGCGCGAAGCAGAAAUGUCCCGUAUGGUUACUCUUGUUCCACCAUGUAACCCAUUCAACACAAUUAACAAAGAAGAGGUGGUUGUGAGUUAAGAUUAAGGUUAUAAAAACAAACCUGACUGGACUCCUAUCAAAGGUGAAACUGCAUACUCUGAAAUUAUUAUAUGUACCAUAAGUUAAAUAUGAAAAGAACAUGUGUCUGAAACUGAUUUGUUAGCAAAGAAAGACAACAAAUGUGAACUGAAGCCAUAGGCUGUUAUUACCGGUUUACCCUGUACUAUGAUGAGCUCUGUGGCGUGUGUGUACACAGGCACAUGGAUGGGUGUAUGUAGUGUUACUGUGUAUGUGUGUUACUGAAAGAUUACUUAUCUCCAGCCAUCCCAAAUAAAUGUGAAUACUUAGGGGAAAACAUAAGAUUUGAUCUCUGUUUCUCAGCUGCACUUGAAAUAAGCACAAAUGUUUGACUUUAAGGUCAUUAUUGCUUUAAUUGUAUUUGAUUUCCUUUUUGGAAAUUAUAUGUUAACAGAUAUGAGUUAGAUCAUAACUUUGGUUUGUUUCUUCUGUUUAGCAUUUUGACCAGUUAGUGAUGCUUAUAUCUUAGUUUUGAGUCUCUUGUGAUCUCAGCCAUCAUUCUGGCAUAUAGGAGCCACUUGUGCCUAUUUUCUGAUGACUAUAGUCGCAGUCUGCUACGCGUGUAAUUAAUUUGUGAAAAUUGUGAUAUUUUACUUGACCAGGAUGUGUUAUGCAUUGUGUUCCUAACUCCUGCAGAACAUUUUCUCUUGUAUAAGAAUAUUUUUCUGACUUUCAAAUGAUCCUUAAUGGACUGUACAGUUGAAUUUUUUCAUGUUUUUCUAUUGUACAUUUGGCUGUUUAUUCUUUAUAUAAUUUUGUAAUGUGAAAGUUUAUUGGCGAUUUUCUCUCUGAGCUGUUGUAUAAGAUUUACUUUCUUACUUUCCAGUUAUGAAGGACAGUAAGAUCUGCAGUGCCUUUUUUCAUACAACUUGCCUUUUGUCCAAAGGGUAAUGAUUUCAAUGUGUGGCCUUAGCAUAAUUGAUACCUGCAUCCUUAUCACCGAGAUUAGAAAAGUGCCUUUUGAAGCCUGUAUUAGCUGUCUUGAUUUAUCGUGUCUUGUGAAUGCAGAUUUUCUUCUGAUAAGUUUGAGAUAGUCCUAUAUAUUUAUAUGGCCAGCUCAUCUUGUCAAUGAAUGUCAACCCAUCUUAUCAUUGUCCUAGAAACACUAUGACACUCGCCAAAGUGAUGGUACCUUUUCCUUACAUUGUCUGUAAACAUCUUGAUCCUCAAUAUGUGAUCUAUGAACUUCAUGACACUAUUGGCCUCCCCUAAAAAAAAUGACAUCUUGCUCUGAUAACUUAAAACAUCUCGUAUCUCUCAUACACACAAACUUUGUGCAAAUCUUUAUUAAUAUCAAUUAUCUUAGGGGAAGAAUUGCCAUAUAUAUACACAGUUCACACACUAGUGAAUUGAUAAUACCUCACAAAGGGUCAAAUGUGUGAAGGGAGUAGGGGUAGGGUUAGAAGAAAACACAAAAAGUUGUAAAGAAUCAGUCUUGUAUAUCCAUUUCAAAACUAAGAAAAGUUGCUACAAUGUCAUACAUCAUACAGAAAACAAAAUUUAGAUAUUAAAACAAAUCAGGAAAAUGUUCAAAA
Pomacea canaliculata is the source of this 2950-nucleotide messenger RNA. RefSeq names its product spermatogenesis-associated protein 48-like. The transcript has 10 exons. The record is from RefSeq and is a predicted model, not a curated record. NCBI's taxonomy places the organism in Eukaryota, Metazoa, Mollusca, Gastropoda, Architaenioglossa, Ampullariidae. Bases 99 to 1376 code for a protein of 425 amino acids.